Molecule: messenger RNA, 2412 nt
Organism: Phragmites australis (common reed)
Lineage: Eukaryota; Viridiplantae; Streptophyta; Magnoliopsida; Poales; Poaceae
Product: PHD finger protein EHD3-like
Exons: 6
Coding region: 341-2062 (573 amino acids)
Source: RefSeq, a predicted model, not a curated record
UGUCAGACAAGGAGAGAGGAGAGGUAGACAGGCUCAAGUUUUCCGUUUUCCUUUCCCCCGCUCCUCCACUUUGGAGUGGACUCUCUGGCAUCUCUGCUCACUCCUCCCUCCCUCCCGCUCCUCCUCCCCACCCCCACCUCGCCGCUCCGGCGUGGCGUUGCGGUUUCCUCUUUUGCUCUCGCCCUCCCACCCCCAAACCAGAUCUUUAAAUCCCCCCCCCCCCCCCACAAACCCUAGCCCACAACUCCUCCACCUCCUCUCCUCACAAUCCUCUUCUCCUCGCAGACCAUUCCGAUCUCGCCGCCGUUCCUCGGGCUGAGGAUGCUGUAGCUGCCAGCGGAUGGCCUCCGAGGGUGCUGCCAGCCGCCGCCCGCCCCUGGCCCCGCCUCCCAAGCGCCGAGCCGCGGAGGACCAGCAGCCGCCCGACGUCCUCACCUACAAGCGCCGCCGCCACGCCACAAACUCCAACUCCAGCGGCAGCGUCGCCAACCCCGGCUCUGACAUGGCUCAGCUGAGCAUGGUAGUAGUACGUAGCAGCAUUUCUCAGCAAGAUGGGCACCAAGCGCUGGCAAGGCACUGGAGAAGCUGGAGGGACACGCUGGAGGGCUUCCUGGAGUCCCCCGCUGUGAACCAGGGCUCUGGAGGAAUUCAGAGCUGCAUCCGUGAUGCGCUCAGAUAUAAUGGUUGCCAACCCCUCCAACAACUCGCUAAUCCUGUCACUCAGGGGAACCUUUCUAACGGCCAAGGUGAAGCCCAACAGACCCCUGGUGAACUGGUUAAUGAUAAAGAGAAUAAUGGCGCUGGUGCCUUGGUUUCGUUUGAAGAUGGAACUGCAGCAUCUUUGGAAGCCAACAAGGCAAUGUGCAAUAAUGCUCUCUUUGACAUCCUUGUCUCGGAGAAGUUCGCCUUGUUGUGUGAUUCACUGGCUGCAAUUUUCCAUGUCAAUAAGCCUAAUGAGGUGAUUGGUAUGGAAAAAAUUGAUGCGAGGAUGAGAAAUGGAGAUUAUGCACAGAACCCUACACUGUUUGACCAUGAUAUCAAGCAGAUAUGGGAGAAGUUUGAACAAGUUGGCCGAGAAAUGGCUGGUCUGGCUAGCAGUCUUUCAGUCAUUUCACGAGCUUCUUAUCAGAAGCAGGCUUCUGGACUUUCAGAAAUUGAUGCGACUGAGCACAAGACAGAAGAAACAAGUUUGGUUGGUGUUGCCCACAAAGUCCUAAGGGAGUCGACUCCCACAUGCGAUUCUGGCCAUUCUACCAUACCAAAACGAACUGAAACAUCUAGACUGGAUGGAAAUCAGACUUGCAAGGAUUGUGACAAAAGGGCAGAUAGUGAAGGGAGAAUUAUCUGUGAUGGAUGUGAAGCCGCAUACCAUGUUUCGUGUCUUAAGCUUGCCAUUGAAGAUGUCCCAGUGAAAUGGUACUGUCCCACCUGUAUUGAAUCAGCUGUAGCUGCCGCAAAGAAUAAUGCUAAUGGCAGAUCGCAUGAAGAUUGUAAUGUGUGUGACUGGCUUGACGUCACCAAGCCAAUAGAACAUCCUGAGGUUGUUAGCAGAACUGAGUUAGUUGACGAAACACAGGAGAGCGCAGUUGCAAGCAUGGAGGAAGAUAGUGAACCAGACCUCUCGACAACUGCCCUAUCAAACUUGUGUAAACAUUGCGGCACAUGUGAAGAUGAAGACAAGAAAUUCUUAGUAUGUGGUCAUCCUUACUGCGCUUACAAGUUCUAUCACAUCCGAUGCCUGAAAGAAAGCCAGAUUGCGCAUGAGAAGCAAAAGAACCGAGCAUGCUGGUACUGCCCAUCUUGUCUGUGCAGAGGCUGCUUCAAGGACAAGGAUGAUGAAUAUACAGUCUUGUGUGAUGGUUGUGAUGAUGCUUAUCACAUAUACUGCAUGACACCGGCACGCACUUCUAUCCCCAAAGGUCAGUGGUAUUGCUCAUCAUGUAGCGUGCUAAGGGCAAUGGACGGACUGCAAAAGUAUGAGAAGUCGAUCAUCCAGAGUGUUAAGCAUGUUUCUGAUGCCAAAAGGUCGAAGAUGUUGCUAGGUGAUGCUCCAGAAAAAUAACUAGCACAAUAGCAGCAUUCUGGAUCAGCUUCAGAGCUUUUGCUUUGGCAGACUUAGGCGAAAAGAAAGGAUUCGUUGAUCCCUCUGAAGGGGUAUACUCUGACAUCAAUAAUUGGAUGGGCUGUGUGGUUUAUUUCCUGCCGUUGAUAUCUACAGGAAGAACUUUUGCCUGGUGAAGAUGAUGGUCUAUGGAUGCGUAGCGGGAUGCAAUGUUCAUUCCCUGUUUCCCUUUCGAAUUUCCGCGACAAUUCUGAGAACAUUGUUGUUGCCUGUUCUUUUGUAUGUGCUCCGUCGUUGUGAUGAUACCCUUUGUUGACAUCGUUCUGUGAAAUAUAUGUUUUAUCUGACAA